UCGGAUCUGCGCAGCUGAAUCACCGCCGCUUCGUGAAACGAGUCUGAGAAACCAAAGUGAGAAUCGGUCCGAUCGCCAGUCGCACGCGCGCAUCGAGGCGCGUGCGAUCGGCGUGGGGAACGUUGUUGAUCCGAUACGGAGGAACGGGAAGCCGUGCCACGAUAGCCUCGGUCCGCCCCCCGCGACUCGUGGCGCAGUUCAACCCCGCGCCGAAUAUAAGGGCGGUAAACGGCGGAGGGAAGUUCGUUUCAAAGAGGGAGGUCACCAACAAGUUCAACACUGUGGAACGUGAAUAUUUUCCAAUGUAAUACAAUUGUGUAAUAAGGAUCCUUGUUUACAAGAAAACUACAAAAAUGUAAAAUGACAUGUAUUAUUUAUUCUCCAAACGAGGCUAGACCAUGUGGGAAUAAAUAAUUAAAUGACUUAAAUUUGGUGGAAUAUGAGCAGGCCUUUGAUGGCAUAACUGACAGGCGUCACAGUACCAACAUCUCAACAACAACUACAGUUUCUGACCCUGCGUGCUGAUGGAAAGAUGUCAUGAUGUAUUUACUCUUUUCUUUUUUUGCCAGUUCAUUUGCCAUGGCAUCUUCACUGAGGAGUCUGGUUAAUGACGAUAGCAGAUACCAGAAAUGCUUCCAGCUUUUUCUGGAGCGCUCGUCUGAGCAUCAGAGCAUGAGGGACUUCAUCCACAACGUGCUGCCAGAUAUACUGGGCAGCAUUGGAAACGGAAAGUCCCACCUAAAUAUCAUUGGAGUUGGAAGUGGAGCAGGUGAGAUCGACCUCGAGAUGCUCUCCGAACUCCGUCUGAAGUACCCGGAAGUGACGGUGGACAACGAGGUGGUGGAGCCCAGCGGAACUCAGCUUCAGAAGUACAAGGGUACCAUCUUUAUGUCUUUGGUGUCACAGAAACCCGCUUUAGAUUACAUCAAAUUUAGCUGGAACCAGAUGACUGCCAUUGAGUUUGAGGAGCACUGUAAAGCGAAAAAGACGACCAAGAAGGCUGACUUCAUUCACAUGAUACAGAUGCUGUACUAUGUGAAGGAUCCUGGAGCGACCGUGAACUUCUUCAGGAGCCUCCUAGACAAGAAUGGAAAGCUUCUCAUCAUUCUGGUGUCUGGUGAAAGUGGUUGGGAGAAGCUGUGGCGGACCUACCGGACUCAACUGUGUAACACGGAGAUUAGUCAGUGUGUGACCACUGGAGACAUCAAAAGCCUCCUGGACGGCCAGCGGGUGAGCUACCGGAGCUACGAGCUGCCGUCCCAAAUGGAAAUCACAGAGUGUUUCACCGACGGCGACGAGAAGGGAGAGCUUCUGCUCGACUUCCUCACCGAGGUGCUGGACUUCAGCAAGACGGCGUCGCCGGAACUGAAAGCCGGUGUUUUAGAGUUACUCCGACACCCAGACUGUAGCGUGGAGUCCAACGGGAAAGUUAUCUUUAACAACAACCUUGGAGUGAUAGUCAUUGAUCAGCUUACUUGAGGAAAUAAGCGGUUCCGUUAGUCAAUGUCGAAGUUGACCUACUAGUUUUGAGGGGGAUUGUUUCACAUUGCACAGCAUACAAUUACAGUUGUACAGUGUAUAAUUACCGUACGUAAGGAACGACUUGUUAGCCUCUGGUCCACCUCAUGAUUUCAUCCGUUUUUGUGCAAAAAAUUAAAUUUGAUUGAUGGUGAUUUUUCUUAAACACACUUUGUUUAAGCGUCAUGAGCCAGAAAAUGGGAGGUACCGAGUUUUAAUCAGCUUCUGUCGAUCAGCCCCGUAUUCCAUCAUGACAGCAUUUUAAUGGGUUACAGAUGGUAUACUGAGCUACCAGCCCUAUCACACCAUUGCUCCCACUGGGUCAUAUUAGUAUGGAAGUAUGAAGAUAAAUGCAAAAUGUAACGCUUAUAUUGAGCUGUUGAUAGUUUGAUAAAAUGGACCCUCCUGUUGGAUUCAGAGUCUUUGCCUUUGGAUGUUAUGCAUUAGAACUGUUGUAGAUUAGAUCUUCAUAAAUGAGAGGAAAAUUAUUCAAUUUAGUGUAAUUUGCAUAUUUGUCGUUUUUAAACAUGUUAAUAUUUAUACCCACAAAUAAAAUAGACAGAAAUUUC
Molecule: messenger RNA, 2087 nt
Organism: Gasterosteus aculeatus aculeatus (three-spined stickleback)
Lineage: Eukaryota; Metazoa; Chordata; Actinopteri; Perciformes; Gasterosteidae
Source: RefSeq, a predicted model, not a curated record